Messenger RNA from Phytophthora nicotianae INRA-310, 1309 nucleotides. RefSeq lists its product as hypothetical. The coding region runs from base 162 to 1202 and encodes 346 amino acids. Lineage: Eukaryota; Oomycota; Peronosporomycetes; Peronosporales; Peronosporaceae. Gene Ontology annotation, molecular function: thiolester hydrolase activity. The transcript has a single exon. Gene Ontology annotation, cellular component: lysosome. The record is from RefSeq and is a predicted model, not a curated record.
UGUGCAUUUCGCGCAUCGACGGACGAUAUUUGUGCCCUAGGGAUCCACCUCUCCAUCUGCUGUUCAUGUACCGUUCGGCGCAGACCAUAGCCAGCAAUCCGCGCUGAUGAACGCUACACAACGGAUUUGGCCAAGAAUCCCCUCAGUCGCCAGUCAGCACUAUGAUCUGCCGCAGCAUCCUUCUCGCGCUCGUGUCCUGUGCGUUCGCUAGUGUCGCCUCGGCCGCUUCCGACCUGCCUGUGAUCUUCUUCCACGGUGUCUUCAGCACCUACGAGGCCGGUGACAAUUUCGUUGCCAACCUGACCGCUGAAGGCCGUACCGUGGUAUCACUCUCGUUCUGUGAUGGCUCCUGUUCGACGGAGUCGCUCCUGCUCCAGGUACCCAAGGCCGUCGAGACUGUCCGCGCAGUGGUGGCCAACAACUCCGUCUUCGAUGACGGCUACAUCUUCAUUGCCCACUCGCAGGGCGGCCCCAUUGCCCGUGCCGUGAUUGAAGAAAUGGAUGACCACAAGGUCAAGCGCUUCAUCAGUCUGGCUGGUCUCCAGAACGGUCAGUUUAUUGGCCCUGACAAGGUCGAGGUAUCCAUUGCCAAUAAUGCCGUGUUCCUGACCAUGCUGGUGCCUCAAACCAUGUUCAACUACAGCGCAUAUGGUCCAGAAGACUACUAUGGCAAGAUGCAGAAGGACUACGUGCUCUACUCGAUUGAGAACCCUGACUCCCAGUACACAUACUCGCAGUUCAAUGUCAACCGUUGGCCUCAGUUCGGUAGUUUUUCGACUGCUAACUUCUUCCUUCCGGUCUACAACAACGUGAAUCAUUGCCUGCCUGGCAACGACCAGUGCAUCUACGACAAGCACCGCCGCAAAGCCAACUUCCUGAAGUUGGAGGAGGCUCACUUCUUCACUUCGCCUGCGGAUGAUGUUAUCAUGCCGUGGCAGAGUUGCAUCUUCGGUCGCUACUCGGAGGUGAACACGAUCGAAGAGAUCGAAACCCAGUACAACAACCUGACGGUUGUGGACAUGAAGGACACUCUCGAGUACACGGCCGAUACUUUCGGUCUUCAGACUCUGGAGAAGCGUGGUGGUCUGUUCCUUCACGAGAUUGCCAACGUCUCGCACGGUUGCUGGGCGACUGACGACGAAGAAACCGGUUGCUCGUGGGCGACCGUGUACGACCAAUACAUUUACCCGACGCUUGUGUAAGAACACUCGUACAGAUAGAUCAAAACGCUAGCGACGUGCCAUUACUAAACGGCGAGUUGCAACUGGCAAUUGAGCGCAUAAUUUCAAAGAUUUUUCGAAUACCCUUU